Messenger RNA from Colletes gigas, 2613 nucleotides. Its product is annotated as ubiquitin-conjugating enzyme E2 J2. The transcript has 5 exons. The record is from RefSeq and is a predicted model, not a curated record. NCBI's taxonomy places the organism in Eukaryota, Metazoa, Arthropoda, Insecta, Hymenoptera, Colletidae. The coding region runs from base 437 to 1129 and encodes 230 amino acids.
AUUUCAGUGGUUUUCAUAGUCAUAUGUUUUCUGUCAUGAAAGAAUUGCUGUCAAAUUUAGUGUCAUUUGUGAAUAUUCGUUUCGAACUUUUGACACUGAUCGACAAGUGGAACGUAACCUGUUUCAAAUCAUUUAUAAACUUAUUCCUUCACAUGUGCAGGUUACAAUAAACUGUACGAUUUUUAACGAUACGUUUCAUGCGUAAAACACGUUGCAAACCUUCUAAAUUGAAACUUAUGUGGAUAUUAUGGCUCUAUGAAUUACUUCAGCACUGGGAUUAACCCAAAAGGUGUUACAUUACUGACAGACAUAGAAGAAAGAAGUAUUGCACAAAGGACUUUCUGACAAGGAAAUACUCUUUAAAAUAUUAGAAACAUUGCCUAUCAAGAGAUAAAUAAAUAUUUACAUAGCAUCUGUAAUAAACUUUGUUAUCAAUAUGAACAGAAAAGCAAACAGUGCUACAGCAAUAUUAAAACAGGAUUAUCUGCGUCUGAAGAAGGACCCUGUACCCUAUGUCCUUGCAGAACCAGUACCUUCCAAUAUAUUAGAAUGGCACUAUGUAGUGAAAGGUCCAGAGGGAACUCCGUACGAAGGAGGAUUUUAUCAUGGGAAGCUUAUAUUUCCUGGAGAAUUUCCAUUUCAGCCUCCUAGCAUUUAUAUGCGUACACCAAAUGGUCGAUUUAAAGUUAAUACUAAAUUAUGCUUAUCUAUUUCUGACUUUCAUCCGGAUACAUGGAAUCCAGCAUGGAGUGUAUCUACUAUACUUAUUGGACUGCUAAGUUUCAUGGUUGAAAAAAGUCCUACUCUGGGUAGUAUUAACACAACAGAUUAUGAAAAAAAACAAUUGGCUGUCCAGAGUUUGGCAUAUAAUUUAAAGGACAAGAUGUUUUGCGAGCUCUUUCCAGAAACCGUUGAGGUUAUAAGAGCAGAGUUAGAACGUAGAAAAGAGUUGGAAAAACAGGCGAGAAAUCACUGUAAUAUACCUAAUGGUUCAUCUUUGUCACAAAAUCACUUUCAAACAGAUCAAAGCCCAUUGAACAGAGUGUUAACUAAUCUCGUUGUUAUUGUCGGCUUUGCGGCAUUUGUUUAUAUAGUGAAACACGUUUUGACGAGCAUCGCUAUGGAAUAAGCUAAAAGUGAACGCAAUGCAGUCAUCUCUGAUUUUUAGGUAAAAUAAGAAAGAAGAAGAAGUUGUGAUAACAGUGCGUGCAGAUCUUGAGUAAAGAUCUUAAGAAUGUGAUCGAGGUAUAAACUUCUAGAGUUCAACAUGCCUGUUCAUCUACUUAUCUACAUGGUACUAUGCAACCUUUCGGUUUUGACUAUGCUAGUAUACUGUGGAUGUUUGGUAGAUUUUCAUGAAGGUUAAUUGUAAAAUACAAGUUGUACUAUAUUUGCAAAUUUUAAACACGAUAACAGCAAGUCAAACGUAAAAAUUUAUUGGAUUUUCAUCCAAAUGUUUAGUAUUGGAAACAAAGCGUCGUAUGGUUUUAUUUGUUUCUGAGAAUUUAACACCGUUAUCGAUUCAGAUUCUUUCAAUCAAUAUCAUUAACUCAAGUUGAAUUCUGUUACGCGAACUUCCAAAGCAUAGUUCUUGGACCACCUAUACUUAGCAAUUAUUUGAUAAAUUAUGUACAAGAGCAAAAGCGAAAACAAGGAAAAAGAGUGAGAGAGUGAGAAUAAUAAGAUCGUAGGGGCUUCCCGCGUUACAAUCGUUGACCCAAAUCAAUGAACAUCAAAUAAUUUUGAUAUAGCUUUCGUACUUCCAUUUCCAAUUCAUUUGUGUACUUAUGAUAAGUUUCGCCCCAUGAUAUAUUAUAGCCUUAUAAAAGAAGAAAUAAUUGCACAAACUUACGUUAAUAAAAUAGCUGAUGUUUGUCUUUGCGAUGUGCCAAUGAAACUAAGUCAAAAUUUUUAACUGAAUUGGACUGAGCUUAAUGAAAUAGCUUAUAUCACGAGUGAAAAAUGUUGAUCUUGUAAAUAUGUGUAACAGGUUAGUAAGAAAUACAUAACUGAUGAAUACGAACUUAUCUUAAAUCUGGAGAUCAGUGUCAGUAUUUAUUCUUUAUCCGGAUAGUACUGCUAAAAAAUCAAUUUUCAAAAAAUAAGCACGUAAUCUUGCUUUUCUGAAUGUACAAUGUAUGUAUAUCACGUGUGCUCGCUAAAGGUAUAAGAACGGAUUCUAAUUUAAUUUAAACUUAUAGAUUAACAACGUAACAUUAUACAAAAUAAUUAACAAUCAAUGUGUACCAAGAACACUAACGAGAACUGAAAUAGGAUCUGUAAGUCGAUAUUUAUGUUACAUAAAACUGCCUCAAUUUUAUUUAUGAAUUAAACAAUGUAACAAUUUCGUACAUAAGAAAAUGCGUCAAUUUUUUUUCUUUGUUACAUAUCUUACAUCGUUUAUUCAUUACUCGAACAAUUAAAUAGGGUGUACGAUAUAAUAAAAAAAAAAGCAUAGAAUUAACACGAAAGCUAAAAUUAGAAAAUUUGGUGCGCUCGUCGUUUAGUUUAACUGUGCCAUCGUUUAUUAUGAUUCGUUCGAAACAAAAGUUAUUGCGGAUGUUACGUUACUUUUGCAAGAAAUGAACGUAUUCGCAUUAAUUACAACAUUAA